AGAAAAAGGGGGAAAUUGCAUAUUAUAUGUACAACGAAAGAGAGAUUGCUGUAAGGAAGUCUAAGGAAAAAAGAGAGAAAUAAGAAGCUUAGAAGCAUGGCUGCUUCUUCCUCUUCUUCGUCUUCUUGUUCUUCAAUACUUUCUCUGUCAUCGAGAGCUUCAUCAUCAUCACCUCCUCCUCCCCCACCUUCUCAUCAGUCUCCUGUAUUCACUCCUAUUCGAGAAAACGACGACGAAGAAGAAGAUGAAGAGCAUAACCACAAAAGUGGAACCCCAAUUUCCUGUACCACGGAGCAGAGCAUGACCUCAAAGCACCAGCCCACACCUCUUCACCAUUUCAUGAAGGAUAUUAACAACGGCGCUAAACCCUCAGCCCGGAAGACACCGAAAACCGACCACGACGACCGCACGGUAUCCUGUAACAAGUGUCGACCCACCUCCCGCGACCGCGAGAAGAUCUCGGUGGUUCCUAUCGACCUCAAUAGCUCCAACAAGCAUCCAAAAGCUAGCCCCAGUGGCAUCUUCAGGACAAUCUUGUCCUCCUUAACGAAGAAGAGUCCCAGGUCAUCAUCAGAGACAUCGUCGACAUCUGCCAAGGAGGAGCAAUGGAAGCUCCACGUUGCAGACCUCUCGCAAAAGCUAGUUGAAGCGAACGGGAAGAGAGACGAAGCUCUCCAAGAAGCUUCUCGACUCAGGCACUCCAUGGCCGAGUUAGAGAAGAAGCUCAACAAGCUUGAGAUCUACUGUCACGAUCUCAAGUCCGGUCUCGAGGUAUACAGCAGAUCACCACUUCAAACGACAAAAUAUCUCAACCCCAAAAUGGCGAUGAGCACAGCCAAUGGGCAGGAACGCCAAGACUCGCUUAUUGAAUCGUUUCUCAGCUCCAUCUCUGAAGCUCGGUUUUCUGUCCGGAUUUUGAGCCGGUCACUCACCCUCCAGCUCCGUCAGAUGGAUAGUAAAGUGUAUGAGCGUAUAUCUGAACUUCUCCAGCCUUACGAUGUAAAGAUCUCAUUUUCCAAGAACCCGAGAAGUCUCUUGUUCUACUUGGAAGCACUCUUGAACCGAGCCUUCUACGAAGACUUCGAAUCAAUGGGGUUUCAGAAAAGCGGGUCCGAGCGUAUCCUGAACCCAAUACAGAGAUGCGAAGCGAAUUAUGCUUCUUUCACUCAUCUAAGAGGGCUCACUUGGGAGGAGGUGUUGAAUAAAGGAACGAGACACUUCAGUGAGGAGUUCAGCGGGUUCUGUGACCGGAAAAUGAGCGAGAUCGUGGCGAUGUUGGAGUGGAAGCGAGCAUGGCCGAAGCCGCUGUUGCAAGCGUUCUUCGGAGCGGCGAAGAACGUUUGGUUGGUGCACCUGUUGGCUUGUUCGGUGCACCCAAGCUUGCCCAUAUAUAGGGUAGAUAAGGAGGUGAUGUUUGACGAGGUGUACAUGGAAGAUAUGGGUGCAGAGAAGGUUCAGAAAUUGGUUCCAGCCGUGGUUGGGAUUAUGGUGGCACCGGGGUUCUACGUUUAUGAUAACGUGGUCAAGUGUAAAGUUCUGUGCAGGUAUGUACAGUAGCAGCUUUAAUCAGGGUUAAUCACACCCUAAAUUAAUUAAUACUGUAAAUUAAGAGAAGGGUUUUGAGGGUCUGUUUGUUUGUCAAUAAUACCAAAGACCGUUUCGGAAAAAGAUCGGCGUUUUCUACUUUUCACCUUACUUUAGUACCUGUAUGGCUGUAUCCAACUCUCUAUAUGGCCCAUGCAUGAUCUUGUGUUUUGUCUA
Molecule: messenger RNA, 1761 nt
Organism: Nelumbo nucifera (sacred lotus)
Lineage: Eukaryota; Viridiplantae; Streptophyta; Magnoliopsida; Proteales; Nelumbonaceae
Product: IRK-interacting protein-like
Source: RefSeq, a predicted model, not a curated record